UUCUCGCGAUAAAUAAAAGUAAAAUCAAAAAAAUACAACUUUAUGCUAACCGGUGAAGAUAAUAAAAACGACAUCGUUUCAUAAAAUGACGUGGGCUAAUGAAACAAGUGUAAUAAUCCAAAAUGGCUGUAAGAGUUGUAGUUGUGGAUAUGCUAGUUGGACAGAUGACCGACUCCACGACGCCUCCCGGGGUGAAGAAGAGCGCCGAAGACUCACUGGAGCUCAAUGAUUUUUUGGAGAGGAUGACAGAAGACAUGGAAAACAUAUCCGUGCAGCUGACAUGGAUGGCAUAUGACAUGGUGGCCCUGCGGACCAACCCCCAACUGUGGAGCUCCAUGCAGCAACUGGAGGAGGCUCAUCGCCAGUGCUCGGUGGCUGUAAAAGGGAACCCACCACAGGAGCUCCGCAGUCAGAUAUGAUGUUUUCAUUCCAUAAUGUCAGUUCCAUAUCGUUAUUUUUUCCAAGGAGAAGCUCAAGUUUAUUUUUUGUAGUGUACAUUAUAAGCGUUACACUCGUGCAUUAAUCUAGACAGCGAGCCCUGAAGUGUAGGUUUGUUCACAUUUGUUUGUUCAAAUUCUGCUAAAAGCUCAAUAAAUUCAU
Molecule: messenger RNA, 600 nt
Organism: Dunckerocampus dactyliophorus (ringed pipefish)
Lineage: Eukaryota; Metazoa; Chordata; Actinopteri; Syngnathiformes; Syngnathidae
Gene: syce3
Product: synaptonemal complex central element protein 3
Exons: 2
Coding region: 123-419 (98 amino acids)
Biological process (GO): spermatogenesis; synaptonemal complex assembly; reciprocal meiotic recombination
Source: RefSeq, a predicted model, not a curated record